Messenger RNA from Geodia barretti, 897 nucleotides. The record is from the annotation of a GenBank genome assembly. Lineage: Eukaryota; Metazoa; Porifera; Demospongiae; Tetractinellida; Geodiidae.
AUGAAAGAACAGGGCGUAGAACCCCAAAACAACAGCGCCACCGGAGAAAUCAUCUACUCACCGCGCCAGCGUUCCCAACUACCCCCAGAAUACCAGAUGGCCACCUUCAUCGCCAACCACUCCGACCGAUUCAUCCGGGAAAACACACACCGCCCGUGGCUCCUCGUAUUCAGCACAUUUGAGCCACACCCCCCAAUGACCGGUCCCUAUGACGGCAUGUACGACCCCGAUACAUUACCAGUUGGCCCCACCUUCCUCAAAAAACCCGAAGGACACGCCUUAUUUAACCGCGCACGCGCAGAACACUACCUCGGCAACACAGUUGAAGGCGAAGACCUGCGCGAAGAAAAAUCCUGGCGAAAAUUGCGGGCACAAUACUACGGCAACGUAAAAAUCAUCGACGACGCCAUAGGCCGCAUGGUACAGGCACUGGAAGAAACCGGACAAAUGGAAAACACCAUCUUUGCCGUCACCAGCGACCACGGCGAAAUGGCAGGCGACCAUGCCAUGCUGGAAAAACGCGCAUUUUACGAAGAAUCUGCACGCGUCCCCAUGAUAUUGAGCGCCCCCUAUCUCACCCAAUCGCAAAAACGCAUCGACGGCGUCUUUGGACACGCGGACCUGAUCGCCACCCUUGUGGAACUGGCCAAUCAGCCCCUGCCAGAAUCCCUUCCGGGCCGCCCGUGUGCCGAUGUCUUAAACGGCGAAGCCAACCUGCGAGACCACACCGCAUUCAUGGAAUGGAACGGCAUUGGCGACCGCAAUUUGGGCAACCCAAAAAAUCAACCUCAUGGCCACCUUGCCCUGGCGCUGUGCCGUAACCGGAGACCGGUGGAAACUCAACCUGUGUGCCGGCGACCAGUGCGAAUUAUUCGACCUGAACAACGACCCUUAUGA